CUCUGCCUAAUUAACCUGCUUAAUUACAUGGACCGCUUCACCGUGGCGGGGGUGCUGCCGGAAGUCGAGGAUUAUUUCGGGAUCGGCGACAGCAGCUCCGGCCUCCUGCAGACAGUGUUCAUCAGCAGUUACCUGGUGCUGGCUCCUCUCUUUGGGUUCCUGGGGGAUCGGCACAGCCGCAAGCGGCUCCUGGCGCUGGGGCUGGGGCUGUGGUCGGGGGUCACCCUGGCCACCAGCUUUGUACCUCCACAGCACUUCGGGGCCCUCCUGGCGGGCCGGGCCCUGGUGGGGGUGGGCGAGGCCGCCUACUCCACGCUGGCCCCCACGCUCGUGGCCGAUCUGUUCCGCGGCCCCGCCCGCAGCCGCGCCCUGGGCGGCUUCUACCUGGCCGUGCCCCUGGGCAGCGGCCUGGGUUACAUCGCGGGGUCAAAGGUCAAGGACCUGGCGGCCGAUUGGCGCUGGGCGCUGCGGGUGACCCCUGUCCUGGGGCUGGUGGCGCUGCUCCUGCUCCUGGCCGUGGUCAGCGACCCCCCCCGGGGCGGCCUGGAGGGGGCGGCGCCCCCCGCGCCCCUCCCCCGCUCCUGGGGGCACGACCUGCGGGAGCUCGGCCGGAACCGCACUCUGGUGCUGUCCACGCUGGGGUUCACGGCCGUGGCCUUCGUGACGGGCGCGCUGGCGCUCUGGGCCCCGGCGUUCCUGUUCCGCGUGCGCCUGGCGCGGGGGGAGGGGCAGCCCUGCCGGGGGGGGCGGCGCUGCCAGGGCGACCAGAGCCUGCUCUUCGGGGCGCUCACCUGCGGCUCGGGCGUGCUGGGGGUGGGGCUGGCGGAGCUCUCGCGCAGGCUCCGCCCCCGCCAGCCCCGGGCGGAUCCAUUGCUGUGCGCGGGGGGGCUCCUGGGGGGGGCGCCCUGCCUGCUGCUGGCGCUGCUGUGCGCGCGGCCCGUUUUCAUCUUCCUGGGGGAGACGCUGCUGUCCCUGAACUGGGCCAUCGUGGCCGACAUCUUACUGUACGUGGUGCCCCCCGCGCGGCGCUCCACGGCCGAGGCGCUGCAGAUCGUGGCCUCGCACCUGCUGGGGGACGCGGGCAGCCCCUACCUGGUGGGACUGGUGAGUGACGCCCUGGGGGGCGGAGCCGCCGCCAUCUCGUACCAGCGCGGGGCCGGGGCGCUGCUGCGGGCGCUGCUGCUGCUGCCGUUCGCCGCCGCCCUGGGCGGAGCCGCCUUCCUGGCCGCCGGCAACACCCUGCCCCGGGACCGGCGGCGGGCCCGGCGGGAGGCCCGCGGGCUGCCCCCGGACGGUGACGACGACGACGAUGACGAAGAUGGCGACGGCGACCCCGCGGCCAUCGUGGUGCCGCCCGCGGCCGGGGGCCGGACACGGCGCGUGCCCGUGGCCCACGUGCUGGCCUGAGGGACCUGAGUGACCGCGAGUGACCACGAGUGACCACUGACCGCCUGGGAGUGACCACGAGUGACCAGUGACCAUCUAGGAGUGGCCACGAGUGACCACGGGCUGGCCUGAGGGACCUGAGUGACCGCGAGUGACCACGAGUGACCACGAGUGACCACUGACCCACUGACCACCUGGGAGUGACCACGAGUGACCAGUGACCAUCUAGGAGUGGCCACGAGUGACCACGGGCUGGCCUGAGUGACCACGAGUGACCACGAGUGACUGCGAGUGACCACUGACCCACUGACCACCUG
This is a messenger RNA of Passer domesticus (house sparrow), 1703 nucleotides long. RefSeq names its product protein spinster homolog 1-like. Gene Ontology annotation, cellular component: membrane. The record is from RefSeq and is a predicted model, not a curated record. Lineage: Eukaryota; Metazoa; Chordata; Aves; Passeriformes; Passeridae. Gene Ontology annotation, biological process: transmembrane transport. Gene Ontology annotation, molecular function: transmembrane transporter activity.